Messenger RNA from Geodia barretti, 1496 nucleotides. The record is from the annotation of a GenBank genome assembly. NCBI's taxonomy places the organism in Eukaryota, Metazoa, Porifera, Demospongiae, Tetractinellida, Geodiidae.
GUGAGGGAACCUCUGAGACCUUGAACGCAUGCGCGUCGCUCACUCUCCUAUACUUACUGCGCACGCGCACAGGCGCCCCCCGCCAGCAGAAGUAGAAAGUAAUGUCUUCAUCUGCCUUUUUGUACGGCACGCUGCAACGCUACUCACCACCUACAUGGGCCGAUCCCAUCCGAUUCAAGCCAACUUCAUACGUCAAGUUGGCUCUCCGUCCAACUCCAAUCCACCAGUGGCACCUUCCUGGAGUGCCCAGUGGCUAUCAAGUAUGGGUCAAGAGGGACGACAUGACUGGCUCUGUCCUUGGCGGAAACAAAAUUAGAAAGCUGGAGUUCUUGCUGGCUGAUGCGCUGGAGAGAGGCUGUGACUCAGUCAUCACUAGUGGGAGUCUCCAGUCAAACCACUGUCGGGCCACAGCUCUUGCUGCAAGACAACUGGGACUUCAGCCACACCUCCUACUGAGGUGGAAAGGAGACAUGCCCAAGGACCUAGGUGCAGUGGGCAGUGAAGGAAACCUACUGCUGGACAGAGCUGCAGGUGCCAGGAUCAUACUCACCCCACAUGUCCGCUCGGAGAGAGACACUGGCCCAACACAACAUGAGUAUGCCACAGUUACCAAGACCCUUCAUCAAAUGGUGACGGAGUAUGCCGAAAAAUUGAGAUCCAGAGGUUCCAAUCCCUACAUCAUUCCAGUCGGAGGGUCCAAUCAUAUUGGGUCAUGGGGCUACAUUGAGGCAUUCCGCGAGCUGAUGGAAGAAGGGGCUCUGGAUAGUUUCGAUGACAUUGUGGUGGCUACUGGGUCUGGGGGCACUGUAUGCGGCUUAGCAAUUGCUAACUAUCUGACUGGCUUGAAAGUCAAGCUUCAUGCAGUGUGUGUGUGUGACACUGCCGACUACUUCUACGGCUUCGUCGAUCGAGAGUUGGAGCAAUCUGGACUGAAACCGACUCGGGAUGGGGCGCCCCUGUCGUCACGAGAUCUGAUUGCCAUAGUGGACAGCUACAAGGGUCUUGGUUAUGGGGAGAACACUGAGGAAGAAUUAGUGAAUUUGAUAGACAUUGUCAACAAGACAGCAGUUCCUCUUGACCCAGUCUACACUCUAAAGGGAGUGAGAGGCUUGCUGGGAGAGCUCAAAAAUAACCCUUCUUCUUUCUCUGGCUCCAGGAUACUCUAUAUUCACACAGGUGGAGUGUUUGGUUUGUAUGAUGGAAAAGUGACUCCUCUGUUGAAGCAACUCCCUGCUACCAACCAAGUGUCUUUGUACUCUGAGACUACAUAGCUAGGUGAUUGACUAUUGUUUGACAUAGAGGGUCCCCGAAUAUUGUUAAUGUGUCAUGUUAUACACAUGUUUGUUUUUGGCCAUGUUGACUGCUUGCUGCCUGUGCAAUGAGAGAAACGUAACACCAAGGCAGAAAUUAAGCUCUUUGGCCAAGACUAUCAUUAUAAGAGUUGGUUGUACUGUCUCAGAUUUGGUGUGUGUGUGUGGUCUUAAUGCUUGCCUGGG